Molecule: messenger RNA, 2888 nt
Organism: Prosopis cineraria
Lineage: Eukaryota; Viridiplantae; Streptophyta; Magnoliopsida; Fabales; Fabaceae
Product: L-arabinokinase-like
Molecular function (GO): ATP binding
Source: RefSeq, a predicted model, not a curated record
AUGAUCUAUCUAAAGUCACUCCAAACACGAAAAUGGAGACCUGUGCUUUUGGACUGUGGAGCUGUUCAGGCAGAUGCAUUGACCGUCGAUCGCCUUGCAUCUUUGGAGAAGUACUCUGAAACUGCCGUCAAGCCCCGUGCUAGUAUCUUGGAAAAGGAAACAGAGUGGCUAAACUCCAUCAAAGCCGACUUAGUGGUCUCUGAUGUAGUCCCAGUCGCAUGUCGCGCGGCUGCAGAAGCUGGAAUUCGUUCUGUUUGUGUGACCAAUUUCAGCUGGGACUUCAUCUAUGCGGAAUAUGUCAUGGCUGCUGGCUAUCAUCAUCGUUCAAUAGUUUGGCAGAUAGCAGAGGACUAUUCUCAUUGCGAAUUCCUAAUCCGCCUUCCAGGAUAUUGCCCAAUGCCUGCUUUUCGUGAUGUUAUUGAUGUGCCUCUGGUUGUGAGAAGGUUGCACAAAUCUCGAAAAGAGGUAAGGAAGGAACUCGGUAUAACAGAUGACGAUGUGAAGGUAGUCAUCCUCAACUUUGGUGGCCAGCCAUCAGGAUGGAAGUUGAAGGAGGAGUUCUUACCUUCUGGCUGGUUGUGCCUGGUUUGUGGUGCUUCUGACAGCCAGGACCUUCCACCAAAUUAAAAACUUGCCAAAAAUGCAUAUACACCUGACAUCAUUGCAGCCUCUGACUGUAUGCUCGGAAAAAUUGGAUAUGGCACUGUUAGUGAAGCCCUGGCAUUCAAGUGUCCUUUUGUCUUUGUUCGGAGAGACUAUUUCAAUGAAGAACCCUUUUUGAGAAAUAUGCUUGAGGUACUCCUGCUUUCCCAGGCUGGUGUGCAUUCACUUUUUGUUAUCUUCCUCAUAUCAGAAGCCUUACAAGUGGCAGCCUACAUUCUGCAGGAAACAGCUUUUGGGAAAAAUUAUGCAUCAGACAAGCUUAGUGGUGCAAGAAGAUUGCGUGAUGCUAUAGUUCUUGGGUAUCAACUACAAAGGUCCCCUGGACGAGAUAUUGCAAUCCCAGAUUGGUAUGCAAUUGCUGAGAAUCAACUUGCGCACUCAUCCCCACCUUCCUUAGUGGAUGAUGAAAGCUCCAUAUUCAGCUCGCACAACGAGCAUUUUGAGAUUCUUCACGGAGAUGUUCAAGGUCUUCCGGAUACUGUGGCUUUCUUAAAGACCUUAUCUGAACUGGAUGAGAAACACACAACACGGGAGCGCAAGGCUGCUGCUAGCCUCUUCAACUUGGAGGAAGAGAUUUUUGUGACAAGAGCUCCUGGAAGGUUAGAUGUCAUGGGUGGAAUUGCUGACUUCGGAAGCCUUGUCCUGCAGAUGCCAAUAAGAGAAGCCUGCCAUGUUGCUCUUCAAAGGAACCACCCGAGUAAGCAUCGGCUGUGGAAGCAUGCUCCUCGACAGAAUGCCAGAGGGGAUAAACCAACUGCUGUUUUGCAAAUUGUAUCAUUUGGCUCAGAAUUAAGCAAUCGGCCAACCUUUGACAUGGAUUUGUCUGAUUUUAUGGAUGGAGAGAAGCCAAUCUCAUACAAAAAAGCAAGAAAAUUCUUUGCUCAAGAUCCUUCCCAAAAGUGGGCAGCAUAUAUUGCUGGAGCGAUUGUGGUCUUGAUGAAUGAAUUGGGCAUACGUUUUGAAGAUAGUAUCAGCAUGCUGGUUUCUUCUGCUGUUCCAGAAGGAAAAGGUGUUUCAUCUUCUGCAUCUGUGGAGGUUGCUAGCAUGCAUGCUAUAGCAGUUUCUCAUGGAUUGAAUAUUAGCCCAAGGGAUCUGGCGUUGCUCUGCCAGAAGGUGGAAAAUCACAUUGUUGGAGCUCCAUGUGGCGUCAUGGCAAUGGCUUCAGCAUGUGGUGAAGACAAGCUUCUUGCGAUGAUUUGCCAGCCUGCAGAAAUUGUUGGCCUAGCAGAAAUUCCCAAUCACAUCCGGUUCUGGGGAAUCGAUUCUGGAAUAAAACACAGUGUGGAGGCGCGAGACUAUGGGUCAGUCAGAAUCGGUACCUUCAUGGGUCGGAAAAUGAUAAAAUCCAGAGCUUCUGAGAUAUUGGCUGAGACACUUCCAAAUGGGUUGAACCAUGAUGAAGUAGAGAAUGAUAAUAUAGAACUGAUGAGCAAAGAAGCCUCUUUAGAUUACUUAUGCAAUUUGUCACCUCACCGGUAUGAGGCUCUUUAUGCUAAGAAUGUUCCCGAGUACAUUGUUGGUGGGACAUUUUUGGAGAAAUUUGCUGAUCAUAAUGAUCCUGUCACUGUUAUUGAUGAAAAGCGUACCUAUGCAGUGAGAGCUCCUACGGUACAUCCCAUUUAUGAAAAUUUCCGUGUCAAGACAUUUAAAGCACUGUUGACCUCAGCAACUUCGUCUGAUCAACUCUCAGCCCUUGGAGAAUUAUUAUAUCAGUGCCAUUACAGCUACAGCGCUUGCGGACUUGGGUCUGAUGGGACAGAUAGGCUUGUACAGUUGGUUCAAGACUUGCAGCACACUGCAACCUCUAUAGUUGAAGGUGGCACAUUAUGCGGAGCCAAGAUCACUGGUGGGGGUUCUGGCGGAACUGUUUGUGUAAUUGGCAGGAAUUGUCUGAAGAGCAAUCAACAAAUUUUUGAGAUUCAGCAGAGAUACAAAAAAGCCACUGGUUACUUGCCCUACAUUUUUGAGGGUUCAUCACCAGGUGCUUGUAAGUUUGGGUACUUGAAAAUACGCCGUCGUGCUCCUCCAAAUCAUUGCUGAUCAAAGUUCUACUCCCAAAAACGCCAGUUUCGGGGAGGAGAUUUUAAGGCUAAAUUUAAAUUUCAAAGGACUAGUACGAAAUAUUUAUAUCUAGAUAUUAGUGGCGGGUGCCUUUAGAUUGUGUUCGCAGUUUUUCUCAUAAACAUUCCCUAUUGUUUUUAAUGCAAGUAUUUUACUUUAUUCAA